Molecule: messenger RNA, 1594 nt
Organism: Ziziphus jujuba (common jujube)
Lineage: Eukaryota; Viridiplantae; Streptophyta; Magnoliopsida; Rosales; Rhamnaceae
Product: probable 1-acyl-sn-glycerol-3-phosphate acyltransferase 4
Exons: 4
Coding region: 385-1536 (383 amino acids)
Cellular component (GO): endomembrane system
Molecular function (GO): acyltransferase activity
Source: RefSeq, a predicted model, not a curated record
UGAUGGUUGGAGUUACGUCAUCUCAGCUGCCCUAAAUACGAAAGGGAUGGAAUGAUAAAUACGUCCAAACAAGAGCCAUUUUCUUUGACUUUUUUAUUUUUUUUUUCUCUCUCUCAUUUUCGCCAAUCAAAUCACAUUGAUUAUCUCGCACUCUCUCAUUCCCUCUGUGAUACCCGCCCUCUCUCCAGAAUCCAGAUUUCAUAUACUCUCUCAGAUUCGCAUUUCCCCUGUUGCAUUGCCAAUUCAAUACCACCGCCAUGAACGACGACCUUUUUCUCUCCUCCAUGAACGCUCUCCCUCCGACACAAGGGACAUCUGGGUGGUUUUGAGGCACAUAAUUGAAGCAGUCUUAACAAUAGGUAUUUGACCACUUCCUAGACGGAGAUGGACGUUUGCAGGCCCCUCAAAUGUGAUAGAAAUUUAAAGCAUCGGCCUUUGACUCCUUUUAGAGUUGUAAGGGGUGUGAUAUGCUUAGUGGUAUUUCUUUCCACAGCAUUCAUGUUUUUAGUGUAUUUUGGACCUCCAGCUGCUGUGAUGUUGCGGUUUUUAAGUAUACAUUUUAGCAGAAAAGCAACAUCCUUUCUUUUUGCUCUUUGGCUUGGUCUGUGGCCUUUUCUGUUUGAAAAGAUAAAUGGCACUAAAGUAGUUUUUUAUGGAGAUUCCCUUCCGGUACGGGAACGUGCUCUGAUUCUUGCCAAUCACAGUACUGAAGUCGAUUGGAUGUAUUUAUGGGAUCUAGCAUUGCGGAAAGGCUGCCUUGGCCACAUCAAAUACAUUCUUAAAAGCAGCUUGAUGAAACUACCAGUCCUUGGUUGGGGAUUUCAUAUUUUGGAGUUUGUCCCUUUGGAGAGAAAGUGGGAAGUUGAUGAACCAGUUUUACGUCGUUCACUUUCAAAGUUUACAGAUCCUCAAGAUCCCUUAUGGUUAGCUCUUUUUCCAGAAGGAACAGAUUUUAGUGAAGAAAAAAGCAAAAGUAGUCAGAAAUUUGCAGCUGAAGUUGGACUUCCUGUAUUGACGAAUGUGCUACUUCCAAAAACAAGAGGAUUCUGUGCGUGCUUGGAAGCUCUAAGGGAUUCGUUGGAUGCAGUUUACGAUGUGAGUAUUGCAUACAAGAAUUGCUGCCCUUCUUUUUUGGACAAUGCGUUUGGAGUGGAUCCUUCAGAAGUUCACAUUCAUGUUAGGCGUAUCCAGAUAAGAAAUAUCCCAACUUCUGAUAGUGAUGCUGCUGCUUGGUUAAUUGAUACAUUCCAGUUAAAGGACCAGUUGCUCUCGAAUUUCAAAGCUCAAGGCCAUUUCCCUAAUCAAAUAGCAGAAGAAGAACUUUCCUUUGAAAAGUGCUUAUUAAACUUUAUGUUGGUAAUUUCUUUGACCGCCAUAUUUUUUUAUCUUACCUUCUUUUCAUCUUUCUAUUUUAAAAUAUACGCUGGUUUAGCAUGUAUAUAUCUUGCUUCAGCUACUCAUCUGAAAUUUCAACCAAUGCCAGUUCUUGGCUUUGUUAGAACAUUGUUAUCUUUUCAGAAACCUAUAAGGGAAUAAAAUUCUAAAUAAUUAAAAAAAAAAAAAAAGAAAAAGAAAAAACAAAUUACAAAUUUUA